AUGUAUAAACCUGUCCUGGGACAAUCCCCAGCAUCAUUUAUCUCAAGCGGCUGUCCUUUGGGGUAUAAAAGGCCGAAACAGACCGAAGCGCGCUUCAAUACUGGGCCUUGCACGGGUUGCGUGCAUGAAGCUGAUAAGGUCUGGGGUAUCGCUGGGGUCCCCGGAAUGAAACGUCAGCGAAAAGCUCGUCUCGCCCCAUCCGCGCAUCCUUGGCCACAAAUGAACCUGGUUCUCCCCACCGUGAGGGCCAAACGCCAUCACGAGGCAGGCAACAACGCCGUGGUAACUGCAGAGAGUGGUUCGGCAGCAGGAUGUGAUGGACGGAGAUCAACAAGCAGCAGCUCUUCUGGAUGGAUAUAA
Trichophyton rubrum CBS 118892 is the source of this 360-nucleotide messenger RNA. RefSeq lists its product as uncharacterized. The transcript has a single exon. The record is from RefSeq and is a predicted model, not a curated record. Bases 1 to 360 code for a protein of 119 amino acids. NCBI's taxonomy places the organism in Eukaryota, Fungi, Ascomycota, Eurotiomycetes, Onygenales, Arthrodermataceae.